GGUGGGGGGAGGCGGGCGGGCAGCUAGAGAUCACCUCAGCAGCCCCCACCACGGCCGGACCGAAGGUGCGGCGGCGGAGGGGAGCCAGGGCGCCCCAGCAGGUUUCCAGUAAUUAUCUGCAGGAAUCGCCAUGACCCCAGCUCUGAGGGAGGCAACAACAAAAGGUAUCUGCUUUUCAUCUUUGCCAAGUACCAUGGAGUCUGACAAGAUGCUAUGCAUGGAAAGUCCAAGAACUGUAGAUGAAAAACUAAAGGGAGACACUUUCUCCCAGAUGCUGGGAUUUCCGACUCCUGAACCUACUCUUAAUACAAACUUUGUGAAUUUAAAACAUUUUGGCUCCCCCCAGGCUUCAAAACAUUAUCAGACAGUUCUUUUAAUGAGUUCUAAUACUACAUUAAAUAAAUACAAUGAGAAUUGUAAGCAAAAGAAAUCAGGGGAGUCCAACUGCAAUAAGCUGAAAAACAUACUGUGUAAUGGCAGCAACAUUCAGCUCAGCAAAAUCUGUCAUUCUCGUUCUGAAGAGUUCAUAAAAAAGGAACCUCUAUCAGAUACUUCAAGCCAAUGCACAAAAGAUGUACAAAUUGUUUUGGAUUCAAAUCUAACCAAAGACAUUAAUGUAGAUAAAAUACAACUCCAAAACUGUAAAUGGUACCAAAAGAAUGCACUUUUGGAUAAAGUUGCUGAUACUGAGAUUAAAAAAGGUUUAUUGCACUGUACCCAAAAGAAAAUGGGACCUGGCCAUUUAAAUGUGCCUAUUAGUUCUUCAGCUGCUGAAAAAGAGGAGGAAGUGAAUGCUCGUUUACUUCACUGUGUAAGCAAACAGAAAAUUUUACUUAGCCAGGCUAGAAGAACUCAGAAACAUUUACAAAUGCUCCUGGCAAAGCAUGUUGUUAAACACUAUGGUCAGCAAAUGAAAUUUUCUAUGAAACAUCAACUGCCCCAGAUGAAGAUCUUUCAUGAACCUACCACACUUUUGGAUAAAAGUUUACCUGAGCACACUGAAAUUAAGCCAGAAGUCAACGUACUGACUACAGAGAAUAAGUUGUGGGAUGAUACAAAAAAUGGCCUGGCUCGGUGUACAGCUGCAGAAAUCCAAAGAUUUGCACUAUCUGCUACAGGGCUGUUGUCUCAUGUUGAAGAGGGUCUGGAUUCUGAUGCAACUGAUAGCAGCUCUGAUGACGAUUUGGACGAAUAUACCAUUAGAAAAAAUGUGGCAGUUAACUCUAGUACUGAAUGGAAGUGGCUCGUAGACAGAGCAAGAGUUGGCAGUCGAUGGACUUGGCUUCAAGCCCAGAUUUCAGAGCUAGAAUACAAAAUUCAACAACUAACAGACGUUCACAGGCAGAUUCGUGCUUCCAAGGGGAUAGUGAUCCUAGAAGAAUGCCAACUUCCAAAAGACAUUUUGAAAAAACAAAUACAAUUCACAGACCAAGCAGCUUUGUUACAUACUACAGGGAACUCCCAGGCUCACCAAGGGAGUCAAGAUCCUUUACCAGAACAAGAUUUUGAGAUGUCACCAAGCAGCCCUACACUACUUCUUCGAAACAUAGAGAAACAGAGUGCACAGUUGACUGAAAUCAUCAACAGUUUGAUUGCCCCGCUCAACCUGUCUCCAACUUCAUCACCCCUGUCCUCCAAAUCCUGUAGCCAUAAAUGUAUGGCUAAUGGAAUUUCCAGGAGUGCUUCAGAGAAUUUAGAUGAGCUCUCUUCCUCUCGUAACUGGUUACUUAAUCAGAAGCACAGUAAGAAAAGGAGAAAAGACAGGACAAGAUUGAAAUCUCCAUCCUUGACUGUCACAAGUACAGCAGCUCGAACAAGGCCACUUCAGAAUUUCCACAAACGAAAACUCUACAGAUUGAGCCCCCCUUUUUAUUGGACUCCUCAGACUUUACCUUCAAAAGAAACAUUUUUAAAUGGUACACAAAUGCCUUGUCUUCAGUCAACUUGGAGUAACUGUGAACACAACUCAAAGUCUCAGAUAUUCAGAGAACAUGUCUCAGAGUUAGACUCUUCUUUCCAUUCUGUUCUAUCACUGCCAUCAGAUGUGCCUCUUCAUUUUCAUUUUGAAACCUUUUUGAAAAAGAAUGAAAUCAAAGGAGAUCUUGCUGAAAAUAAAUUUGUAGGUGGAUGUAUCAUCUCACCAGCACCUGUAUACAAUACUUUGAAUCAAUGGAGAAAUGGAUAUUCCCCUACUUGUAAGCCUCAACUGAUGACAGAAUCAUCUGCACAAGUGUUACAGGGAAGAAAGAAAAGGCAUCUGAGUGAAACAGCAUUAGGAGAAAGGAAUUCAUUUGAAGAAUUUCCCUUUCAACGUACAGAACCAGGAUCCCAUUGCAAUUUCACUGCUGUCUCCAAUGUCAGUGUUCUAUCAAGAAUCCAGAAUUCAUCAUCACAAACUACUGCACGACGGAGGUUAAGAAGUGAGAGUUCUUAUGACAUUGAUAACAUUGUGAUUCCCAUGUCAUUAGUAGCUCCAGCUAAGCUAGAGAAACUUCAAUAUAAGGAAAUACUUACUCCAAGCUGGAGGAUGGUCAUUCUUCAGCCUCUGGACAAAUGUAACUUAGGUGAAGAAGAGACAGAAGAUCUUUCUGAUGAAGUCUUCUCUCUAAGACACAAAAAAUAUGAAGAGAGAGAACAAGCCAGGUGGUCAUUGUGGGAGCAAAGCAAGUGGCAUAGGAGAAAUAGCAGAGCAUUCAGUAAAAAUGUUGAAGGGCCAGACCUGCUUUUGAAAGAAUACCUUCAUGACCUCAGUGGAGGUCAGCGCUGCGCUGCUGAAACCCUUCCUCAGCCUCUCUCAGAGAACCUCGAUCUGUGUGCACAAGACUCCCCUUCUUUAAAGCAAAAUGAGGAAUGUAAGUCUUUGUGGUGGGAACGACGGGCUUUUCCACUGAAGGAUGAGGACACAGCAGCCUUGCUUUGCCAGGAUGAAAGCAAGGAUGAGACUCAGAGGGCAAGCACAGCUUUUCAUGGUGAAGUCUCCAGUACCACUGCACCAGAGAAUGGCCUCCACACAAAAAAGCAGCUGGAUGGAAUGGAAGAGUAUAAAACUUUUGGUCUGGGACUCACUAAUGCUAAAAAAAACAGGUGACAGGGAACACACUGGGAAUACUCUGUAGUUGAAUGGAAGGGAAAAAGAGCCCUGUUGUGGAUCUUCCACUCACUCUGGUCACAGUUCCAGAUUACAAAAUGUACUGCAUGUACUCUUCUUUUAUGCAGUUUGUAAGAGGCAAGAAAAGUCUUUUCUUCCUUCUUGAACCACAGAAGCACCUAGCUUUUCAGCUCUUGGUGAGUGCUAGUCAUUUGUAUUUCUUAUACAAGGUGUCAAGUGCUGCAAUUUGGUGCCAAGUCACAUUAUUAAGUUUUAAGACCAUGCUUCCCUACCAUCUGACACAAAAACCCAUGUGAUUUGCAUCAAAUGACAGCUAUCUUUUCUUCUGUUCGCAUGGCAAUUCACCAAAAUUGCCUCAGAAAUACAUUUAAUGUACAAAUAUGUGUGUAUAGAAUAUGUACACAUGUAUACACACAUAUACACACAUGCACACAGUUUUAAAAUUACACUAGAAAUGUCCCAUUCCACUUAGAACGCAUGUAUGAACUAUUCUAUGCAAUAUAUGCUGCAAUAACUAUAAAGCACAGGUUUCCACUGAUAAUAUAUAAAAGUCUUGACUAUGAAGAGAGGGAGGGUAUUUGUUCUUGUUUUUGUUGCUUAACCAUAGGAGUUAUUUAUGGAAAUUAUUACAUAAGGUAACACAAUACUCAUUUAUUUAAAAUCACUGGUAUCUUGGACUGCCACCAGCUACUUUUUGUUUUAGUCCUACUAGAACUUAGACAAUCAAAUGAAGAGUUAAAUGUGGAUGCAUUUUAGCUAUGGCAUCUUUGAAAAUUCAUUUUGAAUUUUACCUAUUUUAAGUACCUAGUGAAGAAAAAUCACAAAUUUAAACUGUGCAACAAACAGAAAAGUUCUAGUAUUAUAACAUUUUGUAAAUGGUUGUAUUCUAGCUAAUGUCUAGCUAGUAUGGAAACCUUACCAUAUUCCUAGAUAAUUUGGUCUUUCUUUACUCCACUCAUAUAAACAUCUAUUCUUACUACUUGCAUCCUAGAUUGAGAAUUGAACAUUUCCAAAGGUCAAGACUUCAAUAUUAGAUACUGAGGAGUGUGCAUGGUGGAAAAUUUCUUUUAAAGCUAUGAUAUUAUUUUUUCUUCUAUGUGAAAGUUAAGGACAAUUUGUAUAAAUCACUUUUUGUCAUGUAAGAAAAGUAAUUUAAGUUGUAGUACCCAUUACUGAAAACUCUGGCCAUUUGGCUAGAGACUGUGGAGUCUGACACCCAAAUAUAUGUUCAGGAUUGGAGAUUAUACUGGUUCCUGGAAAGGGGCACACAUUCAGAUUCAACAGUUAACAAACUUUUGCUUGUAGUUUUACUGUACAUUUAUUUUUAAAGAAAAAGAAAACAAAAGCCAGACAAACUCAAGUUUUCCUGGCAAAUAAAUUCAAAUCUUUGUCAUGUCUGAUAUUAUAAUCUUCUAUGUAUGUUUUUUAAUUAAAGUUAUUUCUAUA
This is a messenger RNA of Perognathus longimembris pacificus (Pacific pocket mouse), 4555 nucleotides long. RefSeq names its product KAT8 regulatory NSL complex subunit 1 like (gene Kansl1l). Gene Ontology annotation, cellular component: NSL complex. Bases 131 to 3088 code for a protein of 985 amino acids. Lineage: Eukaryota; Metazoa; Chordata; Mammalia; Rodentia; Heteromyidae. Gene Ontology annotation, molecular function: histone acetyltransferase binding. The transcript is spliced from 15 exons. The record is from RefSeq and is a predicted model, not a curated record.